Messenger RNA from Saccostrea cuccullata (small rock oyster), 956 nucleotides. RefSeq lists its product as uncharacterized. NCBI's taxonomy places the organism in Eukaryota, Metazoa, Mollusca, Bivalvia, Ostreida, Ostreidae. The coding region runs from base 26 to 886 and encodes 286 amino acids. The transcript has 9 exons. The record is from RefSeq and is a predicted model, not a curated record.
CAGGAAUGAAUUGGGAUGUGCACAAAUGCAGACGGCGAUGAAUGAAAUGAACUGCAGUUGGAUUGAGUGGCUGAUUGACAGAAUAUUAUUCAUUGUUUUCGUCUCGGCUUUUUUGAAGGACGUACAGUGUAAAAAUGCAUCCUGUAUUAAGUCUAGUGAUACUGUGAAGAUCGUUGAUUCCUGUCCAUCUAAUAAAAAGGAGAGAGAUGUGUUAGCAACAAUUAAAAACUGCUCAGGACUCGCUCUAGAACAAAACUGUACAGCAAAUUCUUCUAGAGAAUUUCAUUAUCACUGUGUGAUCAAUACUUUCAGAAAUGAAUCAAUUGAAGUGUGUGCAAGACCGAUAAAAAGCAAUGGAUUUUGUUUGGAAUUCAACGUGGUUGGAGAUAUACUUCAGGACCAUUAUGAUCAUGAUUGUACAGACAUUGAACCACUAUAUGCAUGUCCGCAUAAUUAUAACUCAACUGAUGCUUAUUUGUAUAGAAAAUGCUAUGACUUUUCCUACUUCUUCAAUAAAAGUACACCAAAGGAAAAAGUAAGAAAAAAAUCUACCAUAAUGCUGAAUUAUGAUACCUCUACUCCGAUAAUGCAAUCAGCAAAGAUUGCAUCACAACACUUCUAUGAACAAUGGAGGAAUCUUCCAAUUCUGGUUUCGUUAAUCCUUGGAUUUGUUCUUAUUGUCAUUGUGAUGAUGAUAGUCUUCUUUUGCAUCUUAAAUGGGAAAGUCAGUGAAGGGAAAAGAGGACAAUUUGAAAAGUACAAGAACUGUUGUCCGUGUGCUGGAUGUUUAUUUAGCAUUACCAUUGACUGUAAACCAAAAGAAGGUUUUGUUCGUAAGGAGGAAGAUACACCAUUAAAGGAAAUACAUGCAAUAGAAGACGAUUAACAGAUGUAGACGUCCUUAGGCCACGAUGCUCUUAUGAGUAACUUUUGCCCUGUUUUUCUCAAUCAGAGUU